AUGAAGCACAACAUGAGCGCCGCCGAGCUGAAGGACGAGGGCAACAAGUACUUUACGUUGCACAAGUACGACGAGGCGGUGACCUUCUACUCGCAGGCGAUCAAAAAGAACUCCACCGUGGCGACCUUCUACACGAAUCGAGCCCUCUGCUAUCUGAAGCAGAAGAAGUGGGAGUCCGCGGCGGAGGACUGCCGCCGGGCGCUGGCGGUGGACGCCAACCUCAUCAAGGGCCACUUCUUCCUCGGCCAGGCGCUGCUGGAGAUGGACCACUACGACGAGUCGAUCAUGCACCUCCAGCGGGCGAUGGACCUCUCCAAGGACAGCAAGCGAAACUACGGCGACGAGAUUGCCUAUCAAAUGCGAAUGGCGCGCAAGAAGCGCUGGAACGUGCUCGAGGAGAAACGCAUCAAGGAGGAGAUCGAGCUGCAGGCCUACCUGAACGGCCUCAUUCUCGCCGACAAGGAGCAGCAGCUGGCGAACCUGCGCGAGGACGUCAAGAACAAGGUGAUACCGAAUGACUCAGAGGAGGGGGAGGCGGCGGAGGCCGAGGUCCGCUCGAUGGAGCAGCUGAUCAACACGACCUUCGAGGAGCGACUUCAGUCGUGUAAUGAUCUCUUCAUGCAGGUCGACGACCGGCGAAAG
This is a messenger RNA of Rhagoletis zephyria (snowberry fruit fly), 642 nucleotides long. NCBI's taxonomy places the organism in Eukaryota, Metazoa, Arthropoda, Insecta, Diptera, Tephritidae. The record is from RefSeq and is a predicted model, not a curated record.